Molecule: messenger RNA, 1978 nt
Organism: Durusdinium trenchii
Lineage: Eukaryota; Dinophyceae; Suessiales; Symbiodiniaceae
Source: the annotation of a GenBank genome assembly
UGGCAGCUAGCUGCGUGUCAGGUGUUGUAAUGGCUGGGUUCCUUGUGGUAAGAGAAGGGUGUGAUGUGUGGAUCUUUUGUGUAAUAGUUUAAACAUCCAAGUUGUAUCGGUUCAAGUUCAUUCAGAUGUCCCAAAAUGACUGAUGCCAAGUGUGAAUUUGUUGAUGUGGAGCAGUGGGAAGUGCGAUUGGAGUCCAUUCUACGCGGCAACAACAAAAAGCUCGUUGAGCAAAUUGAGUUGGUCCUCGCCAGCUACGUUGGCCAAAACAAUCUCACAACCUUGAUGCACAAGACAAUUGAAUCAGAGGAGGCAAUUGGUAUGGACGAUUCUAUUCCAAAUGAAUUUUGCUCUUGGAAACUGGAGCAAAAAGUCAGUCCAGGGGGCUCAGCAAUGACUAGUUCUGAACAUGAGGAGGGCAGGACAAUUGAUUCCAAUGAGAGUCCUGGGAACGAUGAGGUGGUGCACAAAGCAAAUAGGCUUUCAAUUGCAUCUCUCAGUUCUGGUGACGAGAGAUCUUUUCGCGAGAAUUUGGUGAAGUCGCAGAAGAAAGCAAAUAGGAAGGCUUAUGGCAGAGCCAGCGCAGUUCCUUACCGAAAUUCGAUGGUGGAUCACGUGAAACGCAUUGUAUCUUCCUGGAUAUUCGAGGCCUUCUUCGCAACAGCCAUUUUGUCAAACUCACUUCUGAUUGGUGUACAGGUGCACUACGCAGCCCAAAGUAUUGGCAAACCAUUGCCACCAGUCUUUUUCAUUGCUGAACAGGUUUAUGCUCUACUAUUCUUGGUAGAGCUUGUGAUGCGGAUUUUGGCUGAAGGAAUGCCAUCAUUCUUUUGGUCUUCGCCAAACGUGGUCUGGAACUACUUGGACGUUCUAAUCAUAUUGACCUCUGUGCUAAACUUGGUUUCAGAGGUUGCGAGCAUGAACACAGACGCUGAUGCACUGAUGUCUGGAAAUGUUCGAAUCAUUCGAAUUCUACGAGUCACACGGGUGAUCCGUGUGGUGCGAGUUGUGAAGAUCGUGAGAUUUAUCCGAGCUUUGAGAUCGCUGGUUCAUUCAAUCUUUGGGACCAUGAAGGUUCUGAUGUGGUCUGUGAUGCUCUUGUUGAUGAUAAUCUAUGUGUUUGCGAUUGUUUUCACCGAUGUGUCCACGGAAUACAUCAGCAAUUUCGAGAUAAGCCAAACAGACACGGCGUUCUUGCAGAAGCGGUUUCAGGAUUUGGAGCGUUCAAUGCAAACUCUUUUCCAGAGCAUUAGCAAUGGUGUGACCUGGGGCGAUGUUGCAGACAAGCUACACAACCUCAAUUGGGUUUGGGGAUAUUUGUAUGUCAUUUACGUGGCAUUCUGCGCGUUUUGCGUUUUGAACGUGAUGACUGGUGUGUUUUGCCAAUCUGCCAUUGAAAGCGCAGAACGCGAUCAAGAGUUGCAUGUUCAGUCCAUCGUGACGUCGAAGCAGCAACAGAUUGACAUGUUCAUGUCAGUUUUCGAGUCUCUUCAAAAAGAUCGAGGAGAAGUGGCCAGUGGAAACGUGACCUAUUUGGAAUUUGAAGAGCUUUUCAAUGAGCCGCACAUCAAAUCAUUUUUUCAAUCUUUGGAUGUAGAGACCCACGAUGCAUGGACACUUUUCAAGUUGAUGGAUACUUCGGGCAAUGGUGAUUUAGAUGCGACUGAGUUUGUCGAAGGUUGCAUGCGAUUGAAGGGCCCUGCGAGAUCAAUUGAUGUUUCCCUGCUCAUGCAAGAGAACAAACGUGUGCGGAAGAAACUGAUUUCAUUGGAGCAGCUUCUCCAAGAAGUUCAUGUUUUUUUUCGUCCAAAAGAUCAACAUGAUCCAAAUUUGACAAGCGUUUCAAGAUUACAGUCUGACAAGACUGACAAGAGCCAAGCUUCGAGUGUCUCGUAGACUCUUCGCCUCCGCAACGGGACGUCGCUUUCACCAAGUGCACGGCCAAGCCGCCACUUGCCCUUCGUAGAAAACUCGGAAAAGA